Messenger RNA from Homalodisca vitripennis (glassy-winged sharpshooter), 786 nucleotides. RefSeq names its product cuticle protein 21-like. The transcript has 2 exons. Gene Ontology annotation, cellular component: extracellular matrix. Bases 96 to 674 code for a protein of 192 amino acids. NCBI's taxonomy places the organism in Eukaryota, Metazoa, Arthropoda, Insecta, Hemiptera, Cicadellidae. The record is from RefSeq and is a predicted model, not a curated record.
UGGCAUGGGUGGGUCCGCCGGCACAUCACCUAUAUAUACCGUACACUGGCCAAUUUGGGUACAUUCGUCCACCGGUCCUACCCCAACACACAGACAUGGCAUACAAGUUCAUCCUCCUCGCCGCCUGCGUGGCUGCCGCUAACGCUGGUCUCUAUGGCGCUCCCGCCGUGGUCGCCCCUGGCCCCGCCGUCAGAGCCUACGCCGCCCCAGCCUACGCCGCCCCCGCCUACGCCGCCCCCGCUUACGCCGCCCGUGCUUACGCUGCCCCAGCCUACGCCGCCGCCCCCGUCGCCAGGUACGCUGCUCCCGUUGCCGUCGCUGCCCCCGCAUACGCCAAGACUGUCGUCGAUGCUGACUACGACCCCAACCCUCAGUACAGCUACGCCUACGACAUCAAGGACGCUCUGACCGGAGACUCCAAGAGCCAGCAGGAGAGCCGCAACGGAGACGUUGUCCAGGGAUCCUACAGCCUUGUCGAGCCUGACGGUUCCGUCCGUACCGUUGAGUACACCGCCGACCCCCACAACGGAUUCAACGCCGUCGUCCACAAGUCCGCCCCCGGUGCCCACGCUCCCGUGGCUUACGCCGCCGCCCCCGUCGUCGCUAAGGUUGCCGCCCCCGUCGCCUACGCCGCCCACGCUCCCGUCGUCGCACACGCUCCCUACUACGGUUAAGUCAUCGUUACCUGAGUGAAGCUCAAUUCAUACAUCAUUUUGUAAAUGUCUCAUUAUUUAUUAGAGUGUAUGUUUUAAAUACACUAAAAUAAAGUUAUGUUUGCGGAAACAA